This is a messenger RNA of Pecten maximus, 2507 nucleotides long. Its product is annotated as ryncolin-1-like. The record is from RefSeq and is a predicted model, not a curated record. NCBI's taxonomy places the organism in Eukaryota, Metazoa, Mollusca, Bivalvia, Pectinida, Pectinidae.
GUGUAUGUAUAAACCUGCAGGGUAACAGUGAAUUUGUUUCUUAUAAAAUGGAUCUGUUCACUUCUAUAUGUCUGGCGAUAUUUGUUGCCUUUAUCAGUGGCGGAAUGUACAUAAUGGAAGAACGUUUAAGCACCUUAAUUUCGGUUUAUGAAGAAAACACAAAUGCUCACGAACGAUUGGCUUCCGGAACUGAAAAACUGAUCGCGGCAUAUGAUCAACACACAACUACAAACAUUCAGCAGAAUGAGGAUAUCCAAAACCAGUUACGCUCUAUCAACCAGUCGUUGUCUGAAGUUCAUAUGCAUCUGGAUGCUGGUCAACUUAAAGACUGUCAGGAUAUUAAGAAAUCCGGGAACACGAAAAGCGGAGUAUACACUAUACAUGUGGUGAACUACGGACCAACACGGGUUUGGUGUGACAUGGAUACGGACGGAGGAGGUUGGACGGUAUUUCAGCGACGAAGCAAUGGAUCAGUUGACUUCUAUAGAACAUGGAACGAGUACAAAAAUGGAUUUGGAAAUCUUAACGGGGAGUUUUGGCUAGGUAACCAGGUAUUACACUUCCUGUCGUCUCAAGGUGGGUACGAACUUAGAAUUGAUCUUGAGGAUUACGACCAGAGCAAGCGGUUUGCUGUUUACAAGCUCUUCCAUGUAGGCAGCCUAGACAUGAACUAUAAGUUAACCGUGAGAUUCUACAGCGGGAAUGCCGGUGAUUCUUUGAAAUUUUAUAAUGGCAGACAGUUUUCUACACACGACGCAGACCACGAUACUGCAAAAGAGAAUUGUGCAUUUGAGUAUAGAGGUGCUUGGUGGUAUGAAAGGAUGCCAUGUAUCCAAUUUGAAUGGAUUGUACCUGAAAGACAACAAUAAGGAGUAUGCUGUCGGAGUCGUUUGGUUUCAUUGGCAAGGAUAUUAUUAUUCAUUGAAAAGCUCGCAGAUGAUGAUACGAAGAAUAUUGAAAAAGUGAUCUACUUGAUGUCAGUUUUAUGUACGUUGCUGAUGUUUUGUUAUCUAAUUUACUGGGUUACUGGGCUAGGUCACGUUGGCAUAGUAACCAAGAUCGCAUGUCAGCCGAACAGUUGCAGAUGAGUUGCAUUAAACUUCUCUGAUUCCCUUGUUGUGUAUUUGAAUAACUAGGAAAUGUCACAUGAAUGUAGAGUCACCGUUCGUUACGAAAACUACCAUGAUAAUAUAUAUACUGUAUUACUAAGUAGAAUUGGAUGAUUGAAUUCGGCUUCAUUAUGUUUUUGCUUGAUCCUUAGAGGUUGGAAGCAGUUGUAACAUUAUUUUAUUCCUUUUUAAUUUUGUGUCGUUCGUCUUUAAUCACACAGUUAGCCUGUUAUUCAUUGAAUUCGCCGGUGUAAUAUAUUUGCGUAAUUGUCACUUGUGCAAUAUAGCAUGGAGAGUUUUAAUUGGAUGUGCCUGUCAAAAAUCGAUUGUGACGUCAAUAUAUGAAAAAUGACGUGAUAUUAUGGAUUAUGAAUGACGCAACACGAAAUGGCUGUCUUCGUUUGAUUAAGACCUCCAAAUUUUACCAGGAAAAAAGUGUCAACAAAUAAGUGAUGUGAUGCAAUAUAUCUUCAAGGGAUUGUUUCCAGUAGUGCUAAAUUAACAUAGGACUAUUGCUUCGGCAUCUCUUAAAAUCCAUAUAUACCAAUUUUCAUUGAAAUCGAUCAAUAUUUGAAUUUCCACCAAUGAGAGGCCAGGAAAUAGCGCGCAGUUGUAGCCCACCAUCAACAAAUAGUGGGUUAUUCAAAUCGCCCUGCGUCCGUGGUCCGUGGUCCGUCCGUCCGUCCGUCCCGCCGUCGGUAAACAAUUCUUGUUAUCGCUAUUUCCCAGAAAUCGUAAAUUGUACGAUGCUUACUUUUCGAAUUAUACGCAAUUUAAUUCCAAUCAGAACAGAAGAUUAUCGAAAAUUACCGGAUUAUUUUCGUAAUUGUUAAGACACCAAUGUGCUAGACUACAACGGAAGGUAACUCUCAUUUAAUUAUUAGCUAUCGUUUCAGGUAAAACGAACAGUUAUUGCGAAGAUAGCAGUGUUUGCAUGCACAUUUUUGAGUAUCAAAAUACCUGUGGGUUUUUCAAAAAUCAUAUUCCAUUAAUUCCACCUUGAAGUAAACAGUAUCCCAGUAUAAAUAUAGCCUCGACUUAAUUUGGCAGUAAGAUGUUCGAAUAAAGGUUUAGUUGAACAAACACUUGAGCUAGCAAUACAUCGUAUGAUUCUCGUGAAGUUAAGUGUGAACAAGGUAGAUGUGAAUCCUUUUCAAUAUCCGGUAUUUUGAUAAAUCGCAAAACUGAAGAAUGAUUGAAAAAUGGUUGACAAACAAGUCUAGCUCCAUGUGUAGACAGAAAUUAGUAAAUUUCUAAAACGCCCAAGGUAGGUUGUGGGUAGAAUUUGAAGCAUACUUACAGUCUGAAAAAUGAAGACAAUUAAUUAUGAAAAUAGUCAUAAUUAUAGGCUAUUGGGCUUGAUUAAGUAAUAUUUAAUAAAUGUAUAUAUUAAUUCUG